Messenger RNA from Nylanderia fulva, 1365 nucleotides. The record is from RefSeq and is a predicted model, not a curated record. Lineage: Eukaryota; Metazoa; Arthropoda; Insecta; Hymenoptera; Formicidae.
AUGGGUUGGCUCGCGCCUGUCGUCAUCAGAGCCAAAAUCCUGAUCCAGACGACGUGGCUUCAACGGCUGGAUUGGGACUCUCCGCUGCCUGAUCAGGACGCACACCGCUGGAGGCAGUUGUUGGAUCAGCUUCCUCUAUUGGAUAACAUUCGUGUAACUCGCUGGCUCAACACCGGGGACGACCAUUCGCAACUGCAGCUCCAUGGGUUUGCCGACGCUUCAGAGCGAGGAUACGCCGCCGUGGUGUACAUCCGCAACGCUGCAACAGAAAAAACGUCAAUCAACCUAUUGAUGGCAAAAUCGAAGGUCGCGCCUGUCAAGCAGGUGUCGUUACCUCGCUUGGAACUCUGUGCAGCAGCUCUACUUACCACGCUCAUGCUCCACGUGCGCGCUACUCUCGGUUUGACAACGACGCCGGUGCAUCUGUGGUCAGAUUCAAGGGUCACACUUCAUUGGAUCCGCGGACACAGCACUCGUUGGAAAACCUUCGUCGCCAACCGAGUAUCUCAGAUCCAGACCCUGCUUCCAGACGCUCAAUGGAGACACGUCGCUGGACGAGAGAAUCCUGCAGAUUGCGCAUCGCGCGGUGUUACUCCUGCUGAAUUAAUCAAUCAUGAGUUGUGGUGGACAGGACCUACCUGGCUCUCAGGAGACGAGACUGCAUGGCCGGGUUCAAACAUCGACGUCCCAGAGGAUGACCUCCCGGAGCAGCGAGCCACCGGUCUGGUAAUCAAGGCACCGGUCUCGGCAGAACCUGACCUCCUCCUCCGAUUUCCAACGCUGCACAGGCUGCUGCGGGUUACGGCAUGGUGUCGGCGAUGGCUCAAUAAGGCGAGACGUGACGCCAUACCUGGCCGUCUAUUGCAUCCGGACGAGCUGGACGUCGCCUUAUUUCGAUGGCUGCGAGUGGUGCAGGCGCUCCACUUUCCUACGGACGUAGCUGCGGCUUCUGCUGGACGCACUAGCCCACCACGAAGCCACCUAGCGAUGUUGAGUCCGGUCCUCGAUGAUCAAGGCGUGCUGCGCGUCGGAGGACGUCUCAAACAUGCUCAGCUACCACUCGACGAGAAACAUCCAAUGAUCAUCCCGGCGGCAUCAUGGUUGACUCGGCUGGUGAUCGAUUCCUGCCACCGACGGACGCUGCACGGAGGUGUGCAACUGACUCUCGGCCUGCUCCGCCUGCGCUUCUGGGUGCCUCGAGGAAGGACUACCGUCAAACAGCAGCUACACCGAUGCAUAACCUGCACUCGAUGGCGCGCCGCCACACCACAGCCUCCGAUGGAUGAUCCAGAGGACGUUUCGGCGCUGACCCCGGUCACUUCCUCAUCGGGACACCGCUCCUCGCCUUGUCAGAACCGUCAUUGA